This is a messenger RNA of Anguilla rostrata (American eel), 3249 nucleotides long. RefSeq names its product procollagen-lysine, 2-oxoglutarate 5-dioxygenase 1a (gene plod1a). The record is from RefSeq and is a predicted model, not a curated record. Lineage: Eukaryota; Metazoa; Chordata; Actinopteri; Anguilliformes; Anguillidae. Gene Ontology annotation, biological process: peptidyl-lysine hydroxylation. Gene Ontology annotation, cellular component: endoplasmic reticulum. The transcript has 20 exons. The coding region runs from base 387 to 2597 and encodes 736 amino acids. Gene Ontology annotation, molecular function: procollagen-lysine 5-dioxygenase activity; L-ascorbic acid binding; iron ion binding.
AGAAUUUUUAGCUUGCCGCAGGCAAGUUAUGUUCAAGCAGUUAGGUAAUAACGGGCGCUAGCCAAUUGCUUUAGCUAUUGAGCAGGGGAGAAAAUUGCAACAAUUUAACGUUUUUCAGCCAAUGAUUUAGUAUUGGCUUAUAAGAUCUCUCCCACCAGAAGUUUCCCCAGAUGUGUUUUGUGGCCGCAGCGCGCUGAUUCGUGGGAACCCCAGAAGAUCUGAUGAUGUAUAGAGGGUGGAGGGGCGGUCUGAGUGUUUAAGCUUGCAGUCUACCUUCUCUGUAUGAAAAAGGGCGGACAAAUAAAUCAAAGCAAAUACAUUUUCGUAUAUAGCUUCUAGUACAGAGACUGAAACUGCGUUACCCGAGGUUGCUACAGUGCGCGAGGAUGCUGAAAAUGAGAGCUCGGGCUUUGGCACUUUUCUCUGGGAUUUGGCUCGCCACUUUGUUGGUGGCGAUAAACUGUGAGGCGGAGCGUCCGAUACCCGAAGGCAAUCUUCUAGUUUUGACUGUGGCCACGAAAGAGACAGACGGCUUCAGGAGGUUUUUAAGAUCGGCCCAGCAUUUUAACUACACUAUCAAGGUGUUGGGAAGGGGUGAAAAAUGGCGAGGUGGGGACUACAUGUCGGCCCCCGGGGGUGGCCAAAAAGUGCGGCUGCUUAAAUCUGCCCUGGAAGAGAUUAAGGAUGAGAAGAAGGUCAUCCUGUUCAUUGACAGCUACGAUGUGGUCUUCGCCUCGGGCCCAAAGGAGCUGCUGAAAAAGUUCAAGCAGGCUCGGCACAAGGUGGUCUUCUCCGCCGAGACGCUCAUCUGGCCCGACCGACACCUUGGGGACAAGCACCCGCACGUCAGGGAGGGGAAGAGGUUCCUGGGCUCAGGAGGAUUCAUUGGUUAUGUGCCUAACCUCAAAGAGUUGGUUGCAGACUGGGCAGGAAAGGACAAUGAGAGCGAUCAACUUUUUUACACCAAGAUGUAUAUCGAUCCAGAAAAAAGGAAAUCUAUAAAUAUAACUUUGGACAGCAAGUGCAGAUUGUUUCAGAAUCUUCAUGGAGCUAUUGAUGAGGUGGUUCUGAAGUUUGAGGACGGAAGGGUGCGGGCUAGAAAUGUGAUGUACGACACUCUCCCAGUAAUGAUUCAUGGAAAUGGACCUACCAAGCUCCAGAUAAACUACCUGGGCAAUUACAUCCCGACGGCGUGGACAUUUGAAACGGGCUGCACUGUGUGUGAUACUGACCUGAGGCCACUCUCUGGGCUAACGGAGAGCGAGUACCCCGUGGUCCUCAUAGGGAUCUUUAUCCAGCAGCCUACCCCUUUUGUUGCUGUGUUCUUUGAGCGCCUUCUGAACCUGAAAUACCCCAAGGACAGACUAAAACUGUUCAUUUACAAUCAGGAACCACACCACAAGAAACAUAUCAGUUCUUUCCUAGAGGGUCAUGGGACGGAGUACCAGGCUGUGAAAGUGAUUGAUCCAGAGGAGGAGAUGGAUAGCACUACAUCACGCAAUCUUGGCUUAGAUGUUUGCCGCCAGGACAGCGACUGCGAGUACUUCUUCAGCGUGGACGCGGAAGUGGUCCUUAAGAACGCCGACACCCUCAAAAUUCUCAUCGAGCAGAACCGACCGGUCAUCGCUCCUAUGGUGGGGCGCACGGGCAAGCUGUGGUCAAAUUUCUGGGGCGCGCUCAGUGCGGACGGGUACUACGCCAGGUCCGAGGACUACGUGGACAUCGUGCAGAGGCGCAGGCUUGGCGUCUGGAACGUCCCCUACAUAUCCAACGUGUACCUGGUGAAGGGCAGCGUCUUGAAGACUGAACUCUCCGCUAACAACCUCUUUCAGUCUGACACCUUGGACUCUGACAUGACCUUCUGCCACAAAGUCAGAACCCAGGGCGUCUUUAUGUUCGUUACCAACAGGCAUGAAUUUGGACGCGUACUUUCCACUGAAAACUAUCUGACCACACACCUGCACAAUGACCUCUGGCAAAUCUUUGAGAACCCUGUGGACUGGGAAGAGCGAUACAUUCAUCCAAAUUACAGCCGAAUAAUGAAAGACAACUUAAUAGAAAAUCCAUGCCCUGAUGUUUACUGGUUUCCCAUUUUCUCGGACGUUGCCUGUGACCACAUCGUUGAAGAGAUGGAGCACUUCGGCCAGUGGUCAAAAGGGGGAAAUUCGGACACACGGAUCCAGGGAGGGUAUGAAAACGUGCCCACCAUUGACAUCCACAUGAAUCAAGUUGGCUAUGAGAAGGAGUGGCAUAAGUUCUUGCUGGAGUACAUUGCACCCAUCACAGAGAAAAUGUACCCCGGAUAUUACACCAAGUGUACCUCUUAUCUCAACUUCGUGGUGAGGUACAAACCUGACGAGCAGCCCCUGCUCACCCCUCAUCACGACGCAUCUACAUUCACUAUUAACGUAGCUCUCAACAGCAAAGGUGUUGACUACCAGGGUGGGGGAUGCCGGUUUCUUCGGUAUAACUGCUCAGUCGAGGCUCCACGCAAAGGGUGGACCCUCAUGCAUCCCGGGCGUCUCACCCACUACCACGAGGGGCUCCCCACAACCGGGGGGGUCCGCUACAUUGCCGUGUCCUUCGUGGACCCCUGAAACACACCCGUGACUUUUAAAUUCUUUUUUCCCCUUAUUUUAACCACGUUGGCUUUUGGUAGAGAUGCAGAACGAACUCGGGCCUAGUUCUACUUUAAACCAGACAUGUCCAGCCAAAAGACUUGAAAGGGAUGGGAGGGGAGGGUGGGUUUAGCAGGGGUCUGGGAAAUCAGUUGUGUUGAAAUUGGGCAGUUGCCAUGUUUUGAUGAAAAAAGUGCCUUUAGUCAAUCAGUGAAUUUUUAAUAAGAAAUGUUUGUCUCUUCAAAUACAUUGGCAGCGUUGUACUUGGAGCGGUGUAUGUUCGCUGUCAGUUGUACGAACACUCCAAAUUCAAUACUCAACGGUGCUGUUGAGUAUACUAUGCACUAUGAUACUAUGCAAUUCUCAUGUGUGCAAGGAUAAGUAGUGCUCAUGAUAUUUAUUAAUUUUUAAACGAUGAAAUCGUAUGUGAGUCACAAAGAACAAAGAUUGAAUAUGGAAUUUGGGAAUGUAAAUGGACAUUUCUUUUAAUGGUGAAAAUGAGAUGCGUUCCUUUCAGGGCGGUGCAUCUUUUGUGCUAACCGUGAUCGAUGAUAAUGACCUCCAAAAUUCCCAUUGUUUUAAAUGUUCAAUGUUUCAUUCUAUUUUUUAAAAUACUGUAAUUUCGGGGGGG